Molecule: messenger RNA, 3091 nt
Organism: Mugil cephalus (flathead mullet)
Lineage: Eukaryota; Metazoa; Chordata; Actinopteri; Mugiliformes; Mugilidae
Gene: akt3b
Product: v-akt murine thymoma viral oncogene homolog 3b
Exons: 13
Coding region: 280-1719 (479 amino acids)
Biological process (GO): protein phosphorylation
Molecular function (GO): ATP binding; protein serine/threonine kinase activity
Source: RefSeq, a predicted model, not a curated record
GAAGUAGGUGAGAAGCACUAGGAGGGGAGAGACACAGACGGAGGUAAGAGAAAGUGAAAGUGGGGGAAAGGGAAGAGAGGCGGGUGGAGGCUUGUGCGGCCGAUCUGAGGUCAGGUGGAGGUUUGCGAGGCCCGGGCGAGCGCGGGGAGGACGAGCGGUCAGACGGGACAGCUGACCGAGGCCUGAGACGCUGUCCCACCACCACCCCUCCAUCAUCUGUCCCCCGCACCGUCACCACACUGGGAGAACUGGGAGAGCUGGUGACGAGGAGACGCCACCAUGAGCGACCAGAACGUCGUCAAGGAAGGCUGGGUCCAGAAAAGAGGAGAGUACAUCAAGAACUGGCGGCCACGCUACUUUCUGCUGAAGACAGACGGCUCUUUCAUCGGCUACAAGGACAAACCGCAGGACUCUGACCUGGCCUAUCCGCUCAACAACUUCUCUGUAGCAAAAUGUCAGCUGAUGAAGACGGAGCGGCCCAAACCGAACACCUUCAUCAUCCGCUGCCUGCAGUGGACCACCGUCAUCGAGAGGACUUUUCAUGUGGACACUCCUGAUGAGAGGGACGAGUGGGCCGAAGCCAUCCAGAUGGUCGCCGAGUCUCUGGCUAAGCAGGAGGAGGAGGGCAUCCUGUGCAGCCCCACCUCCCAGAUCGAGAACGUCAACGAGGAGGAGAUGGACACCUCCAUCAGCCACUACAAACGGAAGACAAUGAAUGACUUUGACUAUCUAAAGCUUCUGGGCAAAGGCACUUUCGGGAAAGUCAUUCUGGUGAGGGAGAAGGCGAGCGGCACCUACUACGCCAUGAAGAUCCUCAAGAAAGAAGUCAUAAUAGCCAAGGACGAAGUCGCUCACACGCUCACAGAAAGUAGGGUAUUAAAAAACACUCGGCAUCCGUUCCUAACUUCUCUGAAGUACUCGUUCCAGACUAAAGAUCGGCUGUGCUUCGUGAUGGAGUACGUCAACGGAGGAGAGCUGUUUUUUCACUUGUCGAGAGAAAGAGUGUUUUCAGAGGACCGCACCCGUUUCUACGGCGCCGAGAUCGUCUCCGCUUUAGACUACCUACAUUCUGCCAAGAUCGUCUACCGCGACCUGAAGCUGGAGAACCUCAUGUUGGACAAAGACGGCCACAUAAAGAUCACGGACUUCGGCCUCUGCAAAGAAGGGAUCACAGACACUGCCACCAUGAAGACCUUCUGCGGGACACCGGAGUACCUGGCUCCUGAGGUGCUGGAGGACAACGACUACGGGCGGGCGGUGGACUGGUGGGGUUUGGGCGUGGUGACGUACGAGAUGAUGUGCGGCCGCCUGCCGUUCUACAACCAGGACCACGAGAAGCUGUUCGAGCUCAUCCUCAUGGAGGAGAUCAAGUUCCCGCGAACCCUGUCGGCCGACGCCAAGUCGCUGCUGUCCGGGCUGCUCAUCAAGGACCCCAACAAACGGCUGGGCGGAGGACCGGAUGAUGCUAAGGAGAUCAUGCGGCACAGUUUCUUCGGCACAGUCGACUGGCAGGACGUCUACGACAAGAAGCUGGUCCCGCCCUUCCAGCCCCAGGUCUCCUCGGAGACGGACACGCGCUACUUCGACGAGGAGUUCACAGCACAGACCAUCACCAUCACUCCGCCGGAGAAAUACGACGAGGACGGGAUGGACGCGGCGGACAACGAGCGAAGGCCUCAUUUCCCUCAGUUCUCCUACUCAGCCAGCGGGCGGGAGUGAGCCCGGCCCGGCCCGGCCCGGCCCGGCCCGACAGCAUCGCCCCCAUCCGUGGCCAUCUUGAGGAAAACACGUAGCCAUUCUAGGAAGAAAAGAAAAAAAAAUAUACCAGUCUCCCCUCUUUUUCUCCUUCGCUGCCUCCUCGCAGACGGGGAGAAGUCUUUUUAGGGACUUUAAAGAGGUUUUUGCACAGUGGGAUAGACUUCAGCUCGUCUCCCCACACUAAAAAAAAACAAAAACAAAAAAAAAAUAAGUCUCCUACAUUUUCAGCGCUAUUUACUGCAGAAGGCAAUGUUUUUGUUAUUUAUUUUUUUUUUCUCCUCGUCAGUAUUAAGUUAAGUCGACCCGGGUUGCGUUCAUCUUUGUCAUUUCUGCCCUUCUUCUUCUUCUUCUUCUCCUUCCUCUUCUUCUUCUUCUUCUUCUUCUUCUUUUGACUUUUUUGCACUUGGUUUGGAAGAGCCGUUUUAGGGAACAAAAGACCAAAAAUGUUGCCUUACGUGUGCAGGUGUUUCGUAUCAUACCGACAGGGUGUUUCUGUUGUUGUUUCUGGGGAGAGAGGGAGGGUGGGUGGGUCGUGAAGGGUCAUUCAUAGUUGAGAAUAAGUGCAUGGCUCGUGGUUCACUCAUUUAAAAAAAAAAAAAAGAAAGAAAAAAUACAAAAAACAAAAAGACAAAACAAAAAACAAAACAAACUACAACUACCCUUUCCUCAUACAUUUGCCAUGGCAGCGCACAUUCCCCCAAACCCCAUGGCAAUGAGAUGAAAUACAGUCUACAGGUUUAAAAAAAAAAAAAAAAAAAGAAUGGACGAGUUCAUCGUUUAUUUUUUUUUAACCCAUUCGCUUCUUAUUCCUCCUCCUCCUCUUCUUCUUCUUCAUUUUAUUUUUUGGUUUUGAAACAGUAAACUGCCAGAAACUGCACAGUUCACUCAGGCGCCACAGAGCACAACCGCGUUCAAACUCAAACUAACUGCACCACAGCAGGUGGUGGUGGUGGUGGUGGUGGGCGAGGGGGGCGGGACGAGGCCUUCCUCCGCCCCCCCCCCCCCCCCCCCCCCCCCCCUUCCUCACCCCUCCUCCUCCUCCUCCUCGUCUCCUCUGUUUCCUCAUCGUAGCUGUAGGACUAGUGGGAUGGAUGUUUACACAGGGAAACGUGACUUAAUGUAUGGAUGUAUGUGCUGUAUGUAUGUGGGACAUUAGGGGGGUGGGUGAGAUUUUUCGGGGGGGGGGGAUCUUUAUGCUGUCAUAGCACACACAAACACACACAGACACACACAUUUACACAUUUACGCUCCUCACACAGUGAGGAUCAGACUGAAGUUUCAGGCUUCAAACUUACGGAAGAGUAAACCACCCAUGAGGAAAAAAAAUUACAGG